AAAAAAAAAAAAAACCGAAGCAAAGAUCCCUGGCAGCUCCCAAAAAUUUCAGUAUCCAACUCAACAAAUCACUCUUCCAGACAUACUUUGAUCGCACAAGAGUAGAAUCCUCUCCCAAAAUUUCAGUUCCCAAAUUUGGAGAUUUUCUUCGGAGCCAGCCCUAACGCUGCCCCUCGCUCUUCACCCAGACCAGCGGAACGAUGAACACGAAGCUACAACUCUCGUUAAAGCUCACCGCCGGAAAUGGCGUCGCUUCCAGCCUCAGCCGGCGUCUCUUGCACGACGGACCGGACACCGUGGAGGAGCUCCUGGACCGGCACCUAGUGAAGAAAGAUAAAUCCGUCGACGACGAAGAGGACGAACUGUCGGCGAGGCGGCGACUCACCAGCACUCGGCGGGAGGCGCUGAGUCUCUACCGAGACAUCCUCCGAGCGACCCGCUUCUUCACGUGGCCCGACUCGCGGGGCGUGCUGUGGCGAGACGUCCUCAGAGAGAACGCCCGAAAGGAGUUUGAAGACGCCCGUUUCGAAACGGAUCCUGAAAUCGUGACUCGGUUGGUCAUUGGUGGGCGUGACGCGGUCCAAUCGGCUCUGGAUAAGCUCAUCGAGAAGCAAAGGCAGGAGAUUGAACAGGAACGUAGCGGCGGGGAUCGCCGGUGAUUGCUUAGGUUUUUUUUAUUUUUUUAUUUCCCUUCUCUAAUCUAUUAAUGAUAUUGUAUAAUGUUACUGGAAUUGAAUAA
This is a messenger RNA of Morus notabilis, 739 nucleotides long. RefSeq lists its product as uncharacterized. Gene Ontology annotation, biological process: mitochondrial respiratory chain complex III assembly. The record is from RefSeq and is a predicted model, not a curated record. Bases 201 to 659 code for a protein of 152 amino acids. The transcript is spliced from 2 exons. Lineage: Eukaryota; Viridiplantae; Streptophyta; Magnoliopsida; Rosales; Moraceae.